Molecule: messenger RNA, 6604 nt
Organism: Procambarus clarkii (red swamp crayfish)
Lineage: Eukaryota; Metazoa; Arthropoda; Malacostraca; Decapoda; Cambaridae
Product: long-chain fatty acid transport protein 4
Biological process (GO): triglyceride homeostasis
Cellular component (GO): endoplasmic reticulum
Molecular function (GO): long-chain fatty acid-CoA ligase activity; long-chain fatty acid transmembrane transporter activity
Source: RefSeq, a predicted model, not a curated record
UCUUGUUGCUAGCCGCUCCCAUACCCUUGCUCAGCACCUUACUCAUCCCCGUAGGGCUACAUGCUCGCCGGCACCACUGGCUCCUCGCGCUAGAACCGUCUUCACUGCCUGUCACCUCCUCAGACGGGUUGAUGUGGAGAACUGCAGUCAUCAUUGGUGUGACCAGUGCCCUUUGGGCAGCUGGGAAGCAAGGGCUUUCCAUAGGGAGCAUCAUGCUACCAAGACUCGGUUGUCUACAACUGGCGCUUGUGGCUGCCAGUAUCUACAUAACCACUGGUGGCUACUACACCCUCUGGCUUGCCUACAAGACUCUCCCCAGAGACUUAGUUGGUGGAAUCAGGUUUGUUAAAGUGCAGUUAACACUUAAAUGGGCUCUUUACCGCAACACCACUGUCCCAAAGCUCUUCAUGAAGAAUGUGAGGAAGAAUCCCAAUAAAGUUGCACUUAUAUUUGAAGGUCAGACAUGGACAUUUGCUCAGAUGGAUGAGUACAGCAACCGUGUUGGUAAUUUCAUGGUGGAGCAAGGCUACAAACACGGGGACACUGUGGCAUUGUUUAUGCACAAUCGGCCAGAAUAUGUAUGCAUAUGGUUGGGGUGUGCAAAGGUGGGAGUUGUUCCAGCUCUGAUCAAUUUUAACUUGCGACAGUUGCCCUUAAUCCAUUCAAUUAAAGUCGCUGAUUCAAAGGCCAUUAUUUGUGGCGAGGAUUUACAAGAUGCAACUGACGCCAUCAGAGAGGAGGUAAACUUGCCAGUGUAUGUGUCGGGUUGUGGUACUGCAGCACCCUCCUUGGAAGGGGCAAAGAAUUUAGAUUCUCUGUUAUGUGCCUCAAACCCUACCCCGCCACCUCAAAUAGACUCGGUGUCUGCCAAGGACAAACUUAUUUACAUCUAUACAUCUGGAACAACAGGAAUGCCCAAGGCUGCUAUCAUCAAACAUUAUAGGUAUCUGUUCUUUUGUACUGGUGUUCACUAUAUGAUUGCCCUGGGAGAAGAUGAAGUUAUAUAUAACCCACUUCCCCUCUAUCAUUCAGCUGGUGGUAUGGUUGGCAUGGGCCAGGUGUUGAUCUAUAACAAUACUGCAGUGAUACGUCGCAAGUUCUCCGCCUCACAAUACUGGGUUGAAUCCAAGAAAUAUGGCUGCACUGUUGCCCAAUAUGUGGGAGAGAUCUGCCGUUACCUCCUUAACACCCCAGAAAAGCCUGAGGACACGCAGCAUAAGGUCAGAGUUAUGUUUGGUAAUGGUGUGAGAGCUCAGAUCUGGAACCAGUUUACUUCUCGUUUCAAUAUGCCUUGUAUUGCCGAGUUUUAUGGAGCUACUGAGAGCAUUUCCAAUAUUAUGAACAUUGAGGGUAAGCCAGGCUCGUGUGGCUUUGUGUCGGUGUUGUUCCGUCACGCCUUCCCUGCCUACUUGAUCAAGAUUGAUGAGGAAACUGGUGAACCUAUCAGAAAUAAGAAUGGAACCUGUGUUUUAUGCAAACCUGGAGAAGCAGGGGAAUUUGUGGGCAUAAUCAAAAGAAAUCACCCUAUGCGCGACUUUCAUGGUUAUGCUGACAGGAACGCUACCGAGAAAAAGAUUGCCAGGGAUAUAUUGAAGAAAGGCGAUACAGCUUUCAGAUCUGGUGACAUUCUGAUCAUGGAUGAACUAGGCUACAUGUACUUUAAAGACCGAACGGGGGAUACCUUUCGCUGGCGUGGUGAAAAUGUUUCAUCAACGGAGGUUGAGGGAGUUGUCUCCAAAGUGGCUGGGAACAAAGAUGCUGUUGUGUAUGGAGUAGAGGUCCCGGGAGCUGAAGGCCGAGCUGGAAUGGCAGCGAUUGUUGACCCUGAGGACGAGCUUGACCUACACAGCUUCACACUGAGUUUGAAGGAUGUCUUGCCUUCCUAUGCAUGUCCACUCUUCCUAAGAAUACUGAAGGACAUUGAUGUUACAGGUACUUUCAAACUAAAGAAGUUGACACUGCAGAAGGAAGGCUUUAACCCAUCCCUCAUCGAAGAUAAACUCUAUUUCUUUGAUAGUAAACUCCAGAGGUAUGUGGUUCUUACCGCUGAACUAUUCAACAAGAUUGACCAAGGACAAGCUGGGCUAUAAGAGUAUUUGGAGGAAUGUUGCAUAUCAUCUCUGAAAGUGGAUAUAUUUAAGUAUGAUUUGAAUUUUAGUGUAUUAACUUGCUAGACUUUUGGGAAGGUUUAUGCCAACUAUUUUUUUCAUUGGGCCAAUUUUUUUUUUUUUUUUUUUUUUCCCAAUUUAAUGCUUACCCAAAUUUAAGGUUUGUAAAUUUUUUGGCCUAUUGGAUGUUAAUGAUACUGUAAACCUACUUUUGUUAUAUACGUCAUUAAGGAAAAUUCUAGGUUAGAAAUGUUUAAGUAAAACCAAAUUGCAAAUUGUCAGGGAGACAUAAUUUUUAAGUACUGUAAUUGCAAACAUAUUUUACAAUAUCCAAAGUGCCUUAAAAUGCAAUACUCAUUUACAAUAAUUCUGUAUGUAAAAGCUCAGUACAGUACCUGAUACAUUUUUUAAGACAUUUCAAGGAACUCUUUCCCCCUUCCCUCUUCCCUCUUCCCCUCUAAAAAAGAAAAGGUACGGGUUUUGGUUUGAUUAUACAUACUUUGUAUUGUAAAUUGAAGUAAUUCACCAUAUAUGGCACGUGAAGUUAUCUAUUGCAGUUGAAACAUGUCAAAACGCUACAUUAGUGUAACAAUCCUGGAUUGUGCACGGUUGUAUAUUUACUGUGCAUGUGUAAGGAAGGUUAUUGAGGUCUCGUACAACUUUAUGUAUAAUAUUUUCCCCAAAGAAAUAGGAUAUUACAGGUAGAUGUACUGUAUUUGAAUUGUUCUAUAGUAGAGCUGUUUCUUGGCUUAAUCUUUUUUUUUUUUUUUUUUUUUUUUUUUUUUUUCUUCUUCUUUAAAAGCUGUUAGUGCAGAGGAAAUCACGAUAACGUAGCUGAAAAAUGUUGACCAAACCACGCACUAGAAAUGAUGUAAUGACAACGUUUCGGUCUGUCCUGGCCCAUCAUAAAGUCGAUUGCGAUGAGACGAAGGAGGCAAGGGCAAUAAAUGGGCGAGAGAGAGUGAGAGAGGCGAGAUGAAAAUCUUAGAGAAAGAUAAUAGCAAGGCAAAAGGUACGGAAGGUAAGGUGUAAUAGAGCAUGUAAUAAUGGUAGUUUUCUCUUGUGAUCCCUUUCUUAUUCCUAUUAUUCCUUCCAUACCUUUUGCCUUGCUAUUAUCUUCCUCUAAGAUGUUCAUCUCCACACCUCUCUCUUGCCUAUUUAUUGCCCUUGCCUCCUUCGUCUCAUCAUAAUUGUCUUGAUGAUGGUCCAGGAUGGACCGAAAUGUCGUCGUCUCUUCAUUUCUAGUGUGUACUUUGGUCAACUGUUAACAAGUAUUGGAGGUAAUUUUUUAAAACGAAUUUAUAUAUAAUUUUUUUUUUAUCUCCCCCUUGGUGAAGUGGUAAUGGGCAAGAGGGUGGAAGGUCUCAGACAAGGAAUUAUAAUGGACUUUCCAUUAUGUUCUAUUAUAAUUCCAUUAUAUAACUAUAAUUCCCCAGACAAGGAAAUAUGUAAAGCUUAAGUAUGUCAAUUGUAUGUGCACGACAAAGACAGGGUCGUGCACUAGACCAAAAGUGGGGAUCCUUUUUCAUCAUAUGAAAAGCAUAUUUUACUCGGAGAAGAUGCCAUAAGGCCACACAUUGUAUUAUGCACUGUAUACUUUAAAAUAUAUCACAAAACUUACAGGUCAAGUUUCAUUAAUUUAAAUUGCUUUUGAAAGCCACACCAAGUACUGUACCAUAAAAGGCCUCGGCUCCCCACCCCUGUACUAGACCGUUGCAUCUUGUACUGUGUGAAGUCGAGUCAUUUAGAAAUAAACCUAAACAUCUGUUUGAAACAGUAAAUAAUGUGAUUGCUAAUAAUAAAAUCGGCUGAAAUUCAGCGAUGUAUACAAACAUUACUUCUAGUAGACAAGGGGAAAUAGUACAGUAUGUGGUGAAAGUAUAAGCUGUGUCGCCUAAAAUCAUAAAAAGCAGCACUUCUGUUACCCUGUAAUAUCCAGUGUUGAAAAAUUGUCAUUUACAAAAUUACUUGACCUCCACUGUGUAAUGGUUCACACAGUCAUGUACUGGAAACAUGUUAACCUUAUUGGGGUCCCCCUAGGCCAACUACUGACGACCUUCACCAAUAUGCAACCCACAACAGUUGCCCUAACUCCCAGACACCCAUUUAUUGCAAAGUGAAUAGAUGGAUCAGUUGAAAGGAAACGCUCAACCAUAUCAGUCCUGCUCAGGGCUCGUGCCUUUGAUCCUCGGUUGUGAGCCGAGGAUGUAAACAAGUAGUUUUCUGUUAACAGGUAUCAUUGUAAUUAAAUUCUGUACUUCAAAAUCAUUUUAUCUCGUCUUAAUCAGAUAUCCUUCUCGUGCAUUGAUCUAAGUAAGCCAAGUUACAUUGCAUAUAUAUUUUUUCUUCAAGUAGGCCUUUGAUGCAGAAUGUAUCGUAACAAUCAUGCAAAAAAAAGUGCCUUCUUAUCUCAAGGUAUAUAAUUUUUGUAGAUUACAUGGGCAAAUUUUUGUAUGGGAAAGUUUAAAUAUAUUUUAUUAAAAUGGUAUAGUACCUAUUUUGUUACUUGUAGGAUGUCCUAAUUUUCAGGAUGAUUGGAUGUCAAGCUUUCCUAAUGUCCCUUGAUAAAGUCCUUGAUAAAUCUGAUAUAUUUUAUAUGGCUCGCCUUACAUCCUGUUGUUCUCGUAUUGGCAUCUUGAGUGAUAUUUAGUGCCUUUUGAAGAUCCAGCAACAGACAGUGCUACAGUGUCUACCUGGCAUUGUAACUUGGAUCUUGCAGGAAUUUCUUGAUCUGGAUUUCUUUCUUUUGCGCUAGGCACUAACCAGAUUGGAGUCCCUUCCAUUGCAUCAGAUUUUCCAUUUGAACUAGAAUCCACUGUAUUUUUGUGAUGCAAUUGUUUGUUACUUUUAUGGCAGGAACUUGAACUUUUCUUUAAACCUUGUACUACUAGUGAAGGACAUGUUACUAUGAAUACUGAUGAUUUGUUCAGUAAAGAGUUUUUUCAGGUUUGUUUGAAGACAUAUUAAACCAAACAGUUUACAUACCCCAUUCUAGCUAGAAAGGUGGUUAUUCCCUCACAGAUGUCAUUAAUGUACCCAUUACUCAGCAACCCCAACCCCUUGUACAGUAUACAUUUACAGUGCCAUUAAUGUGUACUCCCAUUUGAUUGGGACACGAUCCUUACGAAAUCACACACAAUUUCGAUGCAUUUCAGAAUAUUGUUUUUCUUGAAGCAAUGUCUACAUACUACAGUACAAUAAUAUAAAUCGUUAAUACAGCAAAUCAUGUAAAUGUACAACAAUACUCUAAAAUGUUAUUGAGGUGUCUUAUUACUAUAAUAAUAUACUAUCAUAUUACAGCCAUAUUUUGGAUAUUACCGUAAUGGGGUAUUAUAAUGUUAAUUCUAUAUAUAUUUGGUAUUUUAUCUUGUAUGGAGUAGACAUUUUUGGAAUAUACAAAUUCAUGUUAGCACUUUCUAUUAUAUUUCUUAUGUGCACGUGUAUCAUACUUGUAUCAAAUUUGUCAUGACAUUUCCACUUUUCAUAGUAAGAUAUUUACCCAAAGAAGAUAAGAGAGUAGGAUAGGAACAAGAAGGGUACUAAUAUUUAAAAUAUUACCUAUUUGCCAUGCCUUCAAAACACUGACAUCCAGCAUCACCACACACUCCAGGAUAUCAUUGAUAGUAAAACAUUCCAGGAUAUCAUCCCUAGUAAAACACUCCAGCUCCACAAUACCUAGCAAAUCGUGUAAAGCGCUUAGACGUAUCUAUACAAACACUCAAUUCCUCCUAAACUGUUUUUACGUUGCUUAAUCACUGAACACUUUUUAUGCUUUUUUUUUUUUUUAAGCUCGAGCAUUUUGGCAUUUGUGUAAGUGUAGAGGCAUAUUGCCACUCAUUUAUGUAAUGCUGCUAGCCACAUCUUUCUCCGUUUUCUUUUUCUCGUGACCACAGCUUUAAUAACUGCCACCUAGAUUUCUUUUAUUGCCUGUUAUGCUUCCCAUAUAUUUAAAAUGGUUUAAGUGCUUAUAGCUCUUCCACUCCCAUUUCACAAUGUCUCAUUAUUGCUCUUGUCCACAAUAAGUCAUCUUGUUAUCUGUUGAAAGAAAUGCAUUAUCAGAUUUGAUAUAUGAUAUCGAUUUUACUCUUGUGAAUAUAUAGUUGAUAUACUUCUCAAAUUUCUCACCUGGUGCCACACAUCCAUAUAGGUACAUUAUAUGAAUUAACCUAUUUUGCUGCAGUACCAUUUUCAAGCCCUUUGUUUCCAUGAGGAUAGAAAUCAGGCCCGAAUAUGUAACUUUGUUUUGUCCUUCCUAAUGCCAUUCUAAUAAGAAAAAACUUGCUUUCUUUCUUGCUAUGCAUUUUAAAUGCUAGACCAAAAUUCACAGCAAAUCAAACAAAUGUCUUGUGUAACAGAAAACUUGGUUCAAGAAACUUGGGACCAGAGCACACAUGUUCCCUUGAUAUACAUCAUCAUACACACUUGAAAAACAUCAUUGCCAAAUGAUUUGUAAUACUUGUUUUUUUUUUUUUUUUUUUUUUUUUCACACACACACA